This is a messenger RNA of Salvelinus fontinalis (brook trout), 2725 nucleotides long. RefSeq names its product AP-1 complex subunit sigma-2-like. Gene Ontology annotation, cellular component: intracellular membrane-bounded organelle. The transcript has 4 exons. The record is from RefSeq and is a predicted model, not a curated record. Bases 1 to 411 code for a protein of 136 amino acids. Gene Ontology annotation, biological process: vesicle-mediated transport; protein transport. NCBI's taxonomy places the organism in Eukaryota, Metazoa, Chordata, Actinopteri, Salmoniformes, Salmonidae.
AUGUGGCCCAAGAUACGCCAGCCUGUAUUUCUGUUGUUUAUCCCUGUGUUAUCCUGUCUUCUAGAUACGCCAGCCUGUAUUUCUGUUGUUUAUCCCUGUAUUAUCCUGUCUUCUAGAUACGCCAGCCUGUAUUUCUGCUGUGCGGUGGAGGAUCAAGACAAUGAGCUCAUCACGCUGGAGAUCAUCCACAGAUACGUAGAGCUGCUGGAUAAGUACUUUGGCAGUGUGUGUGAGCUGGACAUCAUCUUUAACUUUGAGAAGGCCUACUUCAUCCUGGAUGAGUUCCUGCUAGGGGGAGAGGCUCAGGAGACCUCCAAGAAGAACGUACUGAAGGCUAUAGAGCAGGCUGACCUGCUGCAGGAGGAAGCUGAAGCCCCACGGAGUGUCCUGGAGGAGAUUGGCCUGACAUAAACUCCCUCAUCACUGACCCAACUAUCUCCCUCUCUCUUUACUCUCUUUCUCUUCACGGGGCCCAAACAUCUUGUUCUCGCUCCUUUAAUGUGCUGUAGUGUUGUCUUGUACUAAAAACUCUAUCAUGUUGUUCAUGUUACUUGUGCCAAAUGUCUGUUCCUUUGUUUUGUACCUCGUCAACACUCACCUUUUGAAACCCCUAGGGUAUAUGCAGCCAGUAGCCACAAACUACACCAAUAAUAACUGAAAUCUCACCCACCUUAAGUCCUUAAGUGACGGGCACUUUAACUCCAGUCUAGAGAACUUAAAACAAUUUAAAGUAUAUCAUAAAGAGUAAGAAACCCCAUUUUACUUAAAUGGGAUGUUCACAAGUAAAGUAAGCAAAACGAUGUCAGUAUUUUUAAGAAGUGUUACAGUUUAAAGUAUUCAUGUUCAUUUUUUCAUUGUUUGACCAAAGAACACUGUUAUAAUCAUAUCGUUUUGAAGAUAAAUGGUGUUUAGGGAAAAAGAUGUGCUCUCUCAGGGUUGGGGUCAAUUUAAACCAAUUUACAAUUUUAACUCAUUGAAGGAAAUGUGCAUUGGAAUAUCAGUGUAUUCCUGAAUUUAAAUGGAAUUGACCCAAGCCUUGCUCUGUAUAGCCUGAGUCCCAGAUCUUUGUGCUGUCUUGCUACCUCCUUUGUCCUUCAGUUGGGAAGAAAGCACAAACGCACUGGGGACUCCUCCCACUCUGCAUGCUUUAAAAGGCAAGGGAAGAGUAACACUGGGGACUACGCCCACUCUGCAUGCUUUAAAAGGCAAGGGAAGAGUAACACUGGGGACUCCGCCCACUCUGCAUGCUUUAAAAGGCAAGAGAAGAGUAACACUGGGGACUCCGCCCACUCUGCAUGCUUUAAAAGGCAAGGGAAGAGUAACACUGGGGACUCCGCCCACUCUGCAUGCUUUAAAAGGCAAGGGAAGAGUAACACUGGGGACUACGCCCACUCUGCAUGCUUUAAAAGGCAAGGGAAGAGUAACACUGGGGACUCCGCCCCCUCUGCAUGCUUUAAAAGGCAAGAGAAGAGUAACACUGGGGACUCCGCCCACUCUGCAUGCUUUAAAAGGCAAGAGAAGAGUAACACUGGGGACUCCGCCCACUCUGCAUGCUUUAAAAGGCAAGAGAAGAGUAACACUGGGGACUCCGCCCACUCUGCAUGCUUUAAAAGGCAAGGGAAGAGUAACACUGGGGACUCCGCCCACUCUGCAUGCUUUAAAAGGCAAGGGAAGAGUAACACUGGGGACUCCGCCCACUCUGCAUGCUUUAAAAGGCAAGAGAAGAGUAACACUGGGGACUCCGCCCACUCUGCAUGCUUUAAAAGGCAAGAGAAGAGUAACACUGGGGACUCCGCCCACUCUGCAUGCUUUAAAAGGCAAGAGAAGAGUAACACUGGGGACUCCGCCCACUCUGCAUGCUUUAAAAGGCAAGAGAAGAGUAACACUGGGGACUCCGCCCACUCUGCAUGCUUUAAAAGGCAAGAGAAGAGUAACACUGGGGACUCCGCCCACUCUGCAUGCUUUAAAAGGCAAGGGAAGAGUAACACUGGGGACUCCGCCCACUCUGCAUGCUUUAAAAGGCAAGGGAAGAGUAACACUGGGGACUCCGCCCCACUUUAAAAGGCAAGGGAAGAGUAACACCAGUGAAAAUGAACAAAAAGGGAUUCUGUUACUAAUCAAACUUCUAUUCGUCACACGAUGUUUUAACUGUCAAUGAAAACGCCUUUAGGCCACUUGUUUCGUAGCCGGGUUCUGAACUGAAUGUGAAACUGGAAUAUUCAGUUUGACUCAUAACAGGCUACUUGUUAUGAGGAAGGUUGUGACAAUUGAAGCACAGCAUGAGGCACUCCCACUAUGUCACUGCCUGUGCUUAGUGCACACAGACAUGACCAGUUAUUGAAUUGUUUACAAAAACCAUGGGUUAAAGAAGCCUAAACCUGUUGCAAUUCCCUGUCUACCGUACAGACUGCUCCUCCUUUACCAAUGACCAGAAUGGUGUCCUGUUAGGACAUUUAAUGUUCUCUGUAUCUGUCAGCUUGUACUGUAUUUGCUUUUUAACUGUGGUGACAUCCCAUAUGGCACGCUAUUCCCUACAUAGUGCACUACUUUUGGCCAGAGCCUAUGAAGAAGUGCACUAUAUAAGGAAUAGGGCACCAUGUCUUGCUUCUGUGUACAUUAUGAGUCAUUUCAAAGUAUUGCAUUUCUUUUACACAGACAACUGUCACUACUUCAGUUCUCUUAAAUACUGUAAAUCAUUAAAACAAAUGUCUAUGGAUUAGCAGAA